Chelonus insularis is the source of this 2219-nucleotide messenger RNA. RefSeq names its product ankyrin repeat domain-containing protein 13C. The record is from RefSeq and is a predicted model, not a curated record. Gene Ontology annotation, cellular component: cytoplasm. Gene Ontology annotation, molecular function: signaling receptor binding. Gene Ontology annotation, biological process: protein retention in ER lumen. The coding region runs from base 615 to 1991 and encodes 458 amino acids. NCBI's taxonomy places the organism in Eukaryota, Metazoa, Arthropoda, Insecta, Hymenoptera, Braconidae. The transcript has 4 exons.
GCAAUCGGCAAUCAAUGAUGACACAAAUGUGUACAAAAAUGGCGAAACUUGUGCAUGUUUAAUAAUUGACGUCUCUUGUAUUUUUGACAGUUAUCUAAUACAUACCAACAGUGAACGCCUACGCUAUUUAUUUAAUUUUAUGUAUGUCGAAACAUCUUAUAAAUAUUUUAAUUCAUUAGUGAGAUCAUUCUGAGGUUAUAAAGAAUCAAGACUCGUGUUACCUUUUUUGUUAAACAGCAUAACAUGGUUUAAGCACGCUCAAUACGGUCUUUACAAGAUUUGUCAGAAACAAUCAUUUAAAUAAUUGCCGAUUAUCGUCUUACGUAUUUACACUAAUUACUUUAUGUUAAAAGUGUAUUUUAAACGUUUCUAAAACGUCAAUCUGUAUUUCUAAGAAGCGACAAUGGGAAAUAGACUAUUAUUGUGCAGACGUAACAUUUAUUUUAUUUAUUAAAAUUAAAAAGAACGUGCUAGUGUGAUGUAGAUAAUUGAACAAUUGUGACAUUAAGUUUCUAAGGAAUAUAAAAGAUGAAUUAUAAUAUUUUCUAAAUAAUAAGAUUGAGUAAAACUUUAUACUAGUGAUAUAACAAUGUGGUUACUUUUAAUUGUAUAAAAUGACAACAACUAUGGAUAGUAAUAAUUCUUCAAAAGUGGAAUAUCCCAUCCACAAAUGUAUUUUUCAAGGAGACAUUAAGUCAUUAAGUUCAUUAUUAAGAACUCAUGACAUUGCUGAAAAAGAUAAACAUGGAAAUACACCAUUACAUUUAGCUGUAAUGCUAGGAAGAAAGGAGUGUGUUCAACUUCUUUUAUCUCAUGGGGCACCAGUGAAAGUAAAAAAUUUAGCAGGAUGGAGUCCUUUAGCAGAGGCGGUAAGUUAUGGUGAUAGACAAACGAUAUCAUCUUUGGUGAGGAAAUUAAAACAACAAACAAGAGAACAACUGGAAGAAAGGCGGCCAAAUUUAGUAGCUGCUUUACGUGAAAUGGGUGAUUUUUAUAUGGAACUUAAAUGGGAUUUUCAAAGUUGGGUACCAUUAGUGUCGAGAAUACUUCCAUCAGAUAUUUGUAGAAUAUAUAAACGUGGAGCGUCGAUUAGAAUGGAUACAACACUUGUUGAUUUUAAUGAUAUGAGGUGGGAGCGUGGUGACAUAUCUUUCAUAUUCAAUGGUGAUCAUAAGCCUAACAUAUCGCUCACAGUUCUUGACAAUAAAUCAAAAGUCUUUCAAAGAAUUAGAUACGUGGAGACUGAGAAUGAAAUCGAAGAUGAAGUUGAUAUACUGAUGUCUAGCGAUAUCAUAGCAGCACAAAUGUCAACAAAGGGUAUCACAUUUUCAAGAGCUCGAACUGGAUGGAUAUUUAGAGAAGAUAAGCGAGAAAUGGUCGGCUCCUUUCAAGCAGAUAUUUAUCAAAUUAAUGGUAUGAUAUUGGAAAGUAGAAAGAGACGAGAACACUUGAGUGAAGAAGAUUUGCAAAAAAAUAAAGCUAUUAUGGAUACAUUAACUAAAGGAAGCUCUCAAGGUUUUGCCAAUGGAGAGCCUCCUGUAAGACGAGCUUCUUUAAAUCCUCCUCCUGAUACAAAUAUAUCGUGGGAAACAUAUCUUGCCGCUCCUCCAGGCGAAUAUCCUCUUUUAGGUAGAAGUUUGGUGUACAAAGAGAGCAGUAAAUCAUUUAAAGCAAUUGUUGCUAUGAGUCCAGAUUUUCCAAUGACUGUCGAUAUGCUCUUGAAUGUUUUGGAAGUUAUUGCUCCUUUCAAACAUUACAAUAAACUUCGUCAAUUUGUGAAAAUGAAGUUACCUCCAGGAUUUCCUGUGAAGAUUGAUAUUCCGAUCUUGCCAACUGUUACCGCAAAAAUAACAUUUCAAGAGUUUGCGUUUAGAAAAGAUAUUGAUCCAUUGACAUUUGAAGUACCAAUGUAUUACUUUGAAGAUCCUAUGAGCUACUACGGGGCGUAUAUGACAAUGAUGAUGGUUCGACAUACCACUUCGUCUAUGUGAAGAUAAGGGUUUUAAUCUAGAUUUAACGGUUUAUGAAGAAAAUUAAUAAUUUUUGAUUCUAACAUUUAAAAUACUAAAACUUAUUUACGAUUGCGAAUCCAUGUCGCAUGAUAUAAAUGCUUUUUUUUCUAAAAUAUAAAAAAAUUACUACCAUCAUCAUUGCACAUCUAACUCCAAACUACUAACUAGUUUUUGAAAAUUAAAUAAUAAUAUUUGGUUUUUAUUUGA